AUGAACGACCCCGGCAUGGAUGGUCCAGUCGGGCGCGCGGCUGACGACGUCGAGGAUAACACACCGGAGAAAGAGCUCGAUACAAGUGCUGGGGGAGAACAGGACUUUCUCGGCCCAAGCAGGUGGUGGUUCGCCUCGACUGCAUGUCCCUUGAUAGCUGGCACGUUUGGGCCCAUGGCGAGCGCGUUCUCCAUCUGUGCUCUGGUGGAGAAAUGGAGAGUGUAUAUACCGGAGGGUCAAACAGAAGCGUCUGGGCAGGCGGUCGAAGAUCCACAUUGGCUUAUAGCAAUAAAUUCAGUAUCUCUCGCUUGCGCCUUGAUCGCGAACAUGGCUCUCCUUCUGAAUAUGGCUCGUCGAGUUUCUUUUGCUAUUGCGCAACCCGUAACAAUCGUUGGCUGGCUGGUCGCUUCGGCCCUCCUGAUCGCCCUGGUGAGUGUAGCCUCAUCGCCCGUGUUUCGAAUCGAACCGGCAUCAGAGCACGCUCUCACGCAGGCGUACUACUAUGCGAUAAUGGCAGCCGGCCUUUACUUUGCUGUCGCCAUACUCAUGAUCAUAACAGUGGUGGGUGCGUACAGGGAACAUUACCCUAAGAUGUUCAGGUUGACUAUGGCGCAAAGAACUCUGAUGUUGCAAACAAUCACAUUCAUGGUAUAUCUACUUGUAGGUGCUCUUGUCUUCGCCAAAGUCGAAGGGUGGGCAUAUCUAGACGCGGUAUACUGGGCGAGCUUUACCCUGCUCACCGUUGGAAUCGGUGAUUAUGCUCCUACCACACAUCUGGGCAGAAGUUUACUUUUUCCUUUCGCGAUUGGAGGCAUUGUCACAGUCGGUCUUGUUGUUGGCUCGAUAAGAUCCCUUGCUCUGGACCGGGGAAAACACAAGUUAAAGGCUAGGAUGACGGAAAAGAAGCGAGAGGCAGUCCUGUCGACUGUCAAUCUGGAGAAACGAACUAUACGUGUUGGCAUAUUUAAUUCUAUAGAGUUCGCUCAGAAGGGACUGACAGAAGCCCAAAGACGAGAGCAAGAGUUCCUCAUCAUGCGGAGAGUGCAACACGACGCCCAACGAAUGAGGCAGUGGACAUCGCUGAUUGUAUCUACGUUGGCAGCAUUGACUCUAGCAUUGGUCGGAGCAGUUGUAUUCUGGCAAUCCGAGAAGCCCCAAGGAUGGAGUUAUUUUCAGGCAUUCUAUUUUUCGUAUGUUUCUUUGUUGACGAUAGGAUAUGGAGACAUUUCCCCAACUAGCAAUUCCGGCAAGGCAUUCUUUGUGUUCUGGUCACUAUUAGCAGUCCCAACCCUUACUAUUCUGAUCAGCAACAUGGGCGACACAGUUGUAAAGGUGUUUCGAGAUCUGGUCAUCUGGAUCGGCGCAUUCACGGUCUUGCCCGGCGAAAGAGGAACCAAGGAAGCACUCAACGAUACGAUGUCUCGAGUGAAGCAAUAUAUGCAUCCUAAAAAAUCGUAUCACGGAAUAUUCGGCCAGUCAGGCCACGAAAGGGAUACAGCACAUAGAAUCGAGGAAGUCAGUAAGAGAAGGCUUGCUGCGUGCUUCGAGAAAGAAGAGCUAAUGGCUGCGGAUGAUGCUGGCUCGGAGGGAGAGGACACCGAACGAGAUGUGCAUUUCUACAAUUAUGUUCUCGUGAGCGAAAUUCGCAACGUCAUGAAAGACGUCAAUGCCUCUCCACCAAAAAGGUACAGCUACGGCGAAUGGGCUCACUUUCUCAAACUUUUGGGUCAAGAUGAACACAACCCGGAGCACCAUAGGACACCUCCAAUUGUCGAAGAUAAGAAUGUAAGACCUGGCCAGAAUGAACAGUCCAGACUUGACUUCGGGAAGGCAGGUUAUCGUAAUGUUGGUAGUGAGGCGUUGGCUUGGAGCUGGCUGGGAAUACGAAGUCCACUGCUAGGCAAUCAGAGUGAAGCAGAGUGGGUUCUCGAGAGGCUAACAGCGACGCUGGAGUUUCAUUUGAAAUCGCUACAGGCAGGGCGGCAACUAACAGGAACGAAGCAUCCUCCUAUCCGUAGAUCUGACCUCACUAAACAUUAG
Pseudovirgaria hyperparasitica is the source of this 2040-nucleotide messenger RNA. Its product is annotated as voltage-gated potassium channel. Bases 1 to 2040 code for a protein of 679 amino acids. Gene Ontology annotation, biological process: potassium ion transmembrane transport; stabilization of membrane potential. The transcript is spliced from 3 exons. The record is from RefSeq and is a predicted model, not a curated record. Gene Ontology annotation, molecular function: potassium ion leak channel activity. Gene Ontology annotation, cellular component: membrane. NCBI's taxonomy places the organism in Eukaryota, Fungi, Ascomycota, Dothideomycetes, Acrospermales, Acrospermaceae.